AUGAAGUAUAUUAUUAAUAGUUAUAUGUUUAUUCAUAAUAAAGAAUUGUAUGGGUGUUCACUAAAAUAGUAAGAGUAAGAAACUUUGAUUGCAUUGACUACAUUUGGAGAAGGAACCUAAGAAUUAUUGGGUAUAUAUAUAAUAUUAAUAAAGUAUUAUCCAAUAAGGAUGAUGAUUUAUAGAAAAAAUCUUAAAUCAAUCUUGAUUCCAAAUUUGUUAUUCAAAUAAUGUUACUUAAUGAAUUAAUAGUUGUUGCAGGUGAAAGUUUCCAAAUCUUCAAGUAUUCUAAUACAAAAAUUGAUCAUCUUGUAGAUCUAUAAUCUAAUGAAGUGAUUUCUUGUUUUGACAAUGUUAAUAAUCAAAAGAUUAUUUCUGGUUCCAUUAAUUCAAUUCUAACUAUAUGGGACAUCAAUACUUAAAAACCUCUUUCACAAACAUAAGUCUUCCAAAAUCAAGAAAUUUAUGACUUGAGUUUAAGUGCUGAUGGUAAUGUUGGAUCAUUGAUUACCAAUAAAAAUGGACUCUUUCGUUUUGAUGUAAGACUUAAUUAAAUAUUUCCAUUCUAAACCAGACAAUCAUUAAAAUAUAGCAAAAUCAAUUAUAAUAAAUUUGAUAACUCUUAUGUAAUGGCAAUUGAUCAAGAAAAUGGUAUCAUCGAUUUAUAUGAUACAAGACAAAUACAAUAAACCUGUUAAAGAAUCAGAUGUUAAGACAUUAUAUCAAAUGCUGAUUGGUUGAUAAACUCACUUAUUAUUUCAGCUUGUCAAGAAGGCAAUGUUGAAAUCAUAGAAAUGGAUACUCAUCUAAAGAAAUAUUAAAUUCACAAAGAAUAUACAAUAGAUAAUAUGUAAAUUUAUGACAACAUAGUUGGUUUGAUAUCUGCCAAUCAUUUUGGAUUGAUUUACCUAAAAAAAUGA
This is a messenger RNA of Paramecium pentaurelia, 917 nucleotides long. The record is from the annotation of a GenBank genome assembly. NCBI's taxonomy places the organism in Eukaryota, Ciliophora, Oligohymenophorea, Peniculida, Parameciidae.